GCCACCAGCAUGGAAGGCUCCGCAUUAGUGCUGGCGCACCGAGCUCCACUAAAUGUCAAAUCAAGCAGCAAUUUCACGCACGUCUGACGUCAACAAGGGCGAAGGAAGGAAAAUAAACUUCGCGCACACUUCGGGAGAAACCAUUAUCGCCAACGCCGUUUUUUUCUCCUUCCGCGUAGAGAGGAGGAGAGCCCGCUGAUAUAGGCAUGCUCAGCUGAAGCGUCCUGCAGCCUCUGACGCUGGGCGCAGGCGAACUGCGACGGCCGCGCCAAACGAGCACCAGUGAUGGCCUCUGCUGAGCAGCUGUGUCCCCGCCUGCUGCACCAGCACUGCCCAUAGGCCACACACACAUACACACACACACACUUACACACGCCUUUGGGCUCCCUUUCCAGCUCUGUUCAUACACACACACACACAUCAUGUACAGUGUGGAGGACCUGCUGAUCUCUCAUGGAUACAAACUGCCCAGGAGUGGCCCUGCCUCCUCCUCUUCCUCUGCGCCUUAUGACAAUCGAAACAACGAAUGUCGCCGUGACAACGUAGAGAACCGGCCUGCUGGUGGUGGUGGUGGUGGUGGUGGUGGUACUCUGAAUGGAUUUGGGACAACAGAAGGGGGAGCGGAAGCGAGCACGGGGGUCUACAGACCGGCACCGGUGAAGGCUUAUCCGGAGAACAACAACAACAUUAAUGAGGGCCAUGAAAGAAUUCAACGGAGAUUGGAGGUUCCUGUUGCUUUCCUUGGUGACCUGCAACCUUUGGGGGACUCUCUAGCUACAGACAGUGGGUUUUAUGAUGCUCCCAGCCUGACAUUCUCUGAACAUGCAGAUGAGCGAGAUAUUUCAUUCUGGAGAAGGAGGGGACAGGACUUCAGUGCUCUGUUGGACUAUGCUGAUCCCAGGGAGCUCAGAGUGUCUGGAGGAUUAUGGCGAGGUCCAGUGCUAGCUGUUGAGGAGUUGAGAGCUGAGAGACCACUGGCACGUUGGGAGGAAGGCCCAUGGAUACGGGAACCAAUAGACUCAGGCCCAGAGACUUUACGUGUGACUGGAGAGAGAAAAUGCCAGAGCCUGGGCACAGAGGAGUGGCGCCCUGCAGUGGGCUUGGGCCGGCAGCUGUCCGAUGGGGAGGCUGAACAUUGGUCUCAGGAGCAGCAACACCGCCUGCGACCAGCAGAGGGCAGUGUGUCUGCCACAGUGCGAGCUAAGUCCCAGUCGCUCCCUCGAGUCCUUUCCCCUGAGGAUCCUCACUAUGGAGAUCUGCCUCAAACUGGUGCCCCUAAUCAGCCCCCUACACAAAGAAGCAACAGCUCUGCUCCAUACGGUCGAUACCACAGUGAAUGGCAAGCAGGGGAGAGGUGGAGUGGUCAGACACAAAGUCAUGCCCCUUCUGCAGUUGUACCAAAGCCACGGUUCAGCCGCCCCGUCAAGCCCCCAUCUUAUGAGACUCACCAGCAAAACAGGGGGAGCUGGGAAACGUUGUCCUCUGAACCUGUGUCCAAACCCAGAGACCGCUCAGUGUGCUUCUCUCAGAGUUUUGAACCACUCAGAGACCGGUCUGGUUGUUAUUCUCAGAGUGCAGAGCCUUUAAGAGAUCGGUCCAUUUGCUUUUCACAGAGUGCAGAGCCAAUUCGAGACCGCUUGGUGAGUCACUCUCAAAGUGCUGAACCACUAAGAGACAGAUUUGUCAGUCAUUCUCAGAGUGCAGAACUACUGCGCGACCGUUUUUUCAGCCACUCGCAUAGUGCCGAUCUGUUAAGGGACCGAUCCCUUUGUUACUCUCAGAGUUCAGAACUGCUACGAGACCGGUCCAUUUGUUACUCCCAAAGUGCAGAGCUCCUGAGACCAGAAGCAUAUAGGGCAGAUCUGUUUUACCAUGAACUGACUGGCAUGGAGCCCCCUGGUUACAUCCCACCUCCCUCCUACAGGAGAUUCCUGCCACCCAGGAGUGGACAGAACUACAGAGCAGAUUCUGCUCUUGUCCGAUGGAAACGCGAGCCUGUGAGUGCAGAAAUGGGCCAGUGGUUUUCCAGGACUUCAGGAUUGUCGUGGUCAGAACGGCGUGAAGACAGGAGCAUGGCAGUAGUUCCGAGAAGGCCUGUGCAUCCAGGGCCUGUCGUACCUAGCCGUCCAGGACUCGUGCAGUAUGUCCCAUUUGAUGACCCGCGCAUCAGGCAUGUCUCAGGGGGGCCCUGUGGAAACUCGCUCACAGACGCGGACAAGAUCCGACACGUCAACAAAGAGCUUCCCUGCGCUGCAACUUUAGGACAAUCCACACAUGAUAGUGCCUUUCUCCCUUCACAGGGACCGAGUCUUAGCAUGGACACUAACAAACCGGCUCUCACUGAACAGGAGAACACUAACCGCUGGCACAAGGGGAUAAACAAGGGCAGUGAAACUGUAGCAUCUGACCAGAGCUGUGCCAAGUACCCCAUAGCGUUUCAGCCCAGACCCCUGCAACCAAUCAUUAAAACAGACAGAAGUACAGACCAGCAAAUUAGAGCUGACAGAGUCACUGACCAAGUCAAGGUUGAGAGAGUAACAGAGCCGGUCAAAGUGGAGAGAGGUGCUGAACAGACAAGAACAGAUCAAGUCAAAGUAACAGAGCAAGUGAAAACAGAUCGAGUUACAGAUCUAAUCAAAUUAGAUAAGCCUACAGAUCAAGUAAAGCCAGACAGGUUUACAGACAAACAAAUAAAGGUGGAAAGAUUAACUGACCAGAUACAGAUAGAUAGGACCCCAGAUCAGGUCAAGGCCUGACAGAUAUACAGACAAAC
Molecule: messenger RNA, 2773 nt
Organism: Ctenopharyngodon idella (grass carp)
Lineage: Eukaryota; Metazoa; Chordata; Actinopteri; Cypriniformes; Xenocyprididae
Product: junctional cadherin 5-associated protein-like
Exons: 3
Coding region: 423-2756 (777 amino acids)
Biological process (GO): positive regulation of blood vessel endothelial cell proliferation involved in sprouting angiogenesis
Cellular component (GO): adherens junction; ruffle membrane
Source: RefSeq, a predicted model, not a curated record